Cyclopterus lumpus (lumpfish) is the source of this 747-nucleotide messenger RNA. RefSeq lists its product as uncharacterized. NCBI's taxonomy places the organism in Eukaryota, Metazoa, Chordata, Actinopteri, Perciformes, Cyclopteridae. The coding region runs from base 1 to 747 and encodes 248 amino acids. The transcript is spliced from 3 exons. The record is from RefSeq and is a predicted model, not a curated record.
AUGCCGCCGCGCACCUGGGGAAGCUGCAGGGAAGAAGACUAUGUUUCCCAGGUGGCCCUCAGAGCCUCAGGACCUGAACCAGGUCUCACCUUGGGGAGCUGCAGGGAAGAAGACUAUGUUUCCCAGGUGGCCCUCAGAGCCUCAGGACCUGAACCAGGUCUCACCUUGGGGAGCUGCAGGGGAGAAGACUACGUUUCCCAGGUGGCCCUCAGAGCCUCAGGACCUGAACCAGGUGACACAGAUGACACAGUGACCCAGGUGACACAGGUGACCCAGGUGACACAGGUGACCCCCGGCCUGCUGCUCAUGCACUGCGAGUCCAUGGGCCCGACGGAGGCCUUCACGGCGGGCCAGGUCCUCAUGCUCCUGUCGCUGCUGGCGGGGCUCGGCGGGAACGCCUCCUUCGUCUACGCCUUGAGGAACGCACACUUCGGGAUGAGGAGCUCCCCGAUCCGCUCCGCCUUCGUCGCCGCCGGCGCUCUGUGCCUGCUGGCCGCCGCUCACGCCUCUCCUGUGGAACCUGAGACCAUCGGGUUCCCCCCCAGGUUCAAGAUGCCCCCGGCUCCGGAUUCUCAACACGUGGGGUGGGGCAUCUUUGUGGGGCUGGUGGGGACCGUCCUCAUGGUCGCCUCCGGCGUCGUCUUCUGUACGUACAGGUCACCGGCGGGGUCACGGCACCCGGACUCGUCACCACCAGGGGGGGCCGGGAAGGACAACCCGGCCUUUGAGUCUCAGGAACACUUGUGA